AUGUCUGAAUUUGAUCGUAAAGUUUUAAUUGUGAGCCCACUUUCUAACGCCAGUGGGAACAAAUCUACCGCUUUAAGAUUGAAAACUUAUUUUAAAAAUUGCUUCGUGAAAGAUGUGAAGGAUCUCAAAGACGAUGUUGAAUUGAAUGAUUUUAUCAUUAAAAAUAACAUAUCAUGCAUUAUAAGCUUUCAUGCCUAUAGAACUGGUCACCUUUUCCAAAAUGGUUGUAUUGUGCCCUAUUCUUUUAUCUUUGUUGGCACAGAUUUGAAUGUUUUUAGUAAGAAUGAAAAUCAUAGAAACUUCAUGUAUGGAGCACUGCUUAAUUCCAGCUCAACUAUUACUUUCAAUAAAUAUAUGGAGGAUUUGAUAACAAAAACAUGGGUACUGAUUAAAACCGAAGUUAAGAAACAAGAAAAAUUUCUUGAUACCACAAGGCAUGUUAUAUUUUCAUCCAAUCAAAUCACAGCUUCCAAUGCAUCAGUAUUCUACCAGCCAACAGAGUAUGAGAUACCACAUUUUUCCAAACAAUCUCACUGUCAUAUUUUCUCAUUGGUCGCCGGCCUGAGGUAUGAAAAAGAUCCUCUGUUCCUAUUGGAUGCAUUUCAAGAUUGGCAUGACAGAGAGAGAAAUGAUGUCUACAUGGUUAUAGUUGGGGCCCCAGUUGAUCCGCUAUACGCUGCGGAAUUUAUAGAAAUCAUAAAGAAGUAUCCAUCAGUUAAAUACAUCGGCCAGUUACAGCAGCAAGAAACUUGGAAUGUGCUGCAAAAGAGUAUUGCCCUUAUUAACUCAUCAAUCACGGAGGCAAUGUCAAACAGCCUGCUAGAGGCCCUUAGCUUAGGAGUGCCAGCUCUAGCUAGGGUUAACAAUUCAAACGAAUACGUCGUGAAAGAUGGCAAAAAUGGUUUCCUGUUUAGGACGCCUUCUGAGUUCAUCACAAAAGCGAGGACACUGCUAUUGAAUCCUCAUAUGAGAAACUGCAUGUCCUACAAUGCCAAAAAAUACAUUCGCACUAAUCACAACCACGCCGUUGAAAAAUCUCGCUACAAUAAAUUAGUUAAUUAUCUAAUCAAUAAUAACGAUAAAUAUAAUAAUAAUGGUAAUAGUGAUAAUUGUGACGAAGAUAAUGCUGAUGGUCACAGCAAUGGAAAUGGUGCCUAUAGUCACUCUGAUGAAGAAUAA
Helobdella robusta is the source of this 1179-nucleotide messenger RNA. RefSeq lists its product as hypothetical. The transcript is spliced from 10 exons. Gene Ontology annotation, molecular function: glycosyltransferase activity. The coding region runs from base 1 to 1179 and encodes 392 amino acids. NCBI's taxonomy places the organism in Eukaryota, Metazoa, Annelida, Clitellata, Rhynchobdellida, Glossiphoniidae. The record is from RefSeq and is a predicted model, not a curated record.